This is a messenger RNA of Symsagittifera roscoffensis, 1695 nucleotides long. RefSeq lists its product as uncharacterized. Gene Ontology annotation, cellular component: plasma membrane. Gene Ontology annotation, biological process: phototransduction; G protein-coupled receptor signaling pathway; cellular response to light stimulus. The transcript has 6 exons. Bases 219 to 1442 code for a protein of 407 amino acids. The record is from RefSeq and is a predicted model, not a curated record. Lineage: Eukaryota; Metazoa; Xenacoelomorpha; Acoela; Convolutidae. Gene Ontology annotation, molecular function: G protein-coupled photoreceptor activity.
GUCAACUCAAUAUAAUUUUUCGGGUCUAGAGAGCAACCAACCAAGUUUCCAAAUCAAUAAAACAAAUCAGAAAGGUAAAAUGCAACUUAUAACCUCGUUUGAGCAUAUCAAACUGAAUUAAUUGGGAAAAUUACAAAGCUUGAAAAGUGGUUCCAUGUCCCGUUAGACAAAAACUUGCGAUAAAAUAACUGUUCACACACAGAGUGGACUCCACAAAAAUGAUACUUCCGGACUACUUUUUCUGUGACCAGCUGAACAAUGCCACCUUCAUGAGAAGAAUCCACACGCUGGAUGACAUUCUGCCGUUCAAAAUCCCACUCAUAGACAUGGAGACGUGCAUCACCCUCAAUGCAGUCUUCUAUCUCCUACUCAUUUCCGGCUCAUUCGGGACUCUGCUUAACUUCGUCAUCGCUUCCUCCUAUGUCGUCAAAUUCUUCCGGGAAACCUCCGAGUUCAACCAGAGUGACCUGCUCAUCAUCAGCAUGGCUGUUCUUGACUUCCUAAGUGCACUGAUGUUAUUAACGGGCACUGCCUUCAUGGUCAAUCAGCCCAUAGAUUCAAGCAGGGCUCUCAUGGAAAUCAGCUGCUCUAUUGUUUAUGGGGGCUACACUCUUGGCAGCCGGACUACAUACUUGAUGAUGUUGCUGAUAGCUGUGACUAGAUACGUGGCCAUAUGCAGACCCCAAGACUACUACACGUGGUUCUCAAGGCCCAAAUUGAAUUUCUAUCUUGGGCUGUUAUUUGUCAUCUCGUUUUUCCAAGUGGCGGCCCAGCAGGUAAUCUCCUGCCACUUGCCUCUCAAAUGGUUCCAAGUCAGAGACGGAUCCUUCAGACAGAUAUAUGCGAACUUCGGAGACCACUACCCCACUUUCAAGCUGAUGUGGCAAGUGAACGUGUACGAGAAAUUCAUUUUGCUCAUGAUAAUUAUCUCGAUCAUCAGCACCCUCUACAUCAAGAUCAUCAACCACAUGAACAACAUCACCCCCAUCCAACUGAUCAACUCAGACGAUGAGAGCCAAGUGCGGACCAUCAGGAGGACCUUCAUCCUCUAUCUACUCUAUCUCUACUUCAUCAUGUUCCCCCAAAGUGGGCUGGAGAUGUUCUUCACUUAUGAGCUCCUCAAUGAGGAUUUGCUGACGAAGAACCCCAACGAACUGUAUAAAAACCUACGAAUUCUGAUGGAGGUCCAGUUCAUCUAUUCGUCCAUCUACGUCUUAAACCCCAUCACCGUGUUCUGGCUCAAUCCAAACCACGGUCCCACAAUCAGAGACUUUUUCCUCACUCUCUUCGAGGCUGUUGGCUUGUACGUUCAGGACGAGGAUUCAACAGACUACCGGUGGAGGUGGCAGAAAAAGAGCGUGAUUCCUUUGUUAAUUAACGAUCUUGAACGAGUUGAUACAAAUGAUAGUGUUAAACUUAUUAAUCUUGAAGAAUUUGAAUGAUUAUGGGUGCUCUUCAGAUAACAUUUGAUAGUUUUUACAGUUUUACUCAAUGCGGAUACUGAAAAAGGAGGAGACGGCUCUGGACAAAUGUUUCAUUUCAGUUCAUGACAUUUUAGUGACCACCAAAAACUGCCACCAUCUUCCCAUAUGAUCUAGCGCCAUUUUAAAAGUCUGAUCUAGGUUUUCAACGAAAAGAACAUUCAAAACUGUACUCGUUUAGCUUUAAAUAAACAGUUAUGAUGACAGAAUCAGG